AUGGGUUGUUGUUCUCGUCCUCGGGAGCAAGGACCGGGUCAAAGGCGGAGGCGGAGGAAACCAAACGGCAACGGCGACGGCAACGGCAUCAAGCGAGUAGUUAUGCGCCAUCGGCAACGCAGGUUGGGCUGCAACAAGCUUGGUCGUCCGACUGUACCUCGUGCUAAGCAACCUUCAUGGCUGGUGGCGAGCGUGCUGCGCAGCAGUUCAGGGCGCAUUACGCAUCUUUCGGGACAUGUUUGGGACCGCCCUGAGCAAAUGGGAGUUGGAUCCCCAGAAAGAGGGGAUUAUCGGUCUUCCCUAGCGGAGCUGGGCUGCAUGUCUACGCAAUGGAUGCCUUGCACUUUGAAUAUGGCUGAUGAUGCAUCAGACGGACUUUGGCCCCCAACUCCGCCAACGAGUGCAUCGCCAUACUUCAGGCACCAGUUCCAAGAACGAAGCGGCUCCCGGUCAUUGGCUGCCGCAUGGCGAGAGCAAACGAAAACGACGCUGUCGCUUGCGGGAGGGUUGGCACUGAGAAAGGAAGCGAUGGGCCUUGCAUGCCUGUGCAGCAUGCACUGUACCAAGCAGCAAGUAUUCGGGCCUAGCACCGCUAUUGGGCCUUUGGCCUCGAGCUCCCUGGUUUUUCCCUGA
Molecule: messenger RNA, 633 nt
Organism: Ilyonectria robusta
Lineage: Eukaryota; Fungi; Ascomycota; Sordariomycetes; Hypocreales; Nectriaceae
Exons: 2
Coding region: 1-633 (210 amino acids)
Source: RefSeq, a predicted model, not a curated record